AUGGAUCACCGGAAAUCGGAGCACGGGUUGUCAGAUCUCUUCACCAUCACGAAGCUCUCCUUUAAUGCCAAUUUCUCCACCUCCUUCUUGAGGUUAAUGGCGUCAGAUGAGCCGGUGAAGGAGGAUUUAGGGUUUUGGUCUCAUCAUCGUCUCAAUAAAUUCUGGAGGCCCAAGCUAAAGGAACUGGUUUUCACUAAAACGAUCAACGGAGUGAAGGACAACGAUGAGGAGCUUGCAAUCAUUGACCUUGAUGCUUCUGGCCUCCCCCUUGUUUCCAUUGUACAAAAGCCGUGUUUUCUUCAUAGCCGUUGGCAAGUAUUCCAAGGCGAUAACACAAAUGAAAAUAACCUCUUGUUUACAAUCAAAAAGAGGCGCGUGCUUCUUGCGGUCAACACUGAGGAAGUAGAAUGGGAUUUCAAGAUCACAGAAGAAUACAGGAAGAGAUCAAUACAGGUGGUUCAUGAGAGAGAUCCAACCUUUGCAAUAGCUGAGAUGAGCCAGCAUCAUAGGGUGAAGAAGGUGAGACUGGCUAAUGAUGCAUUCGGGGUGACUAUCAAUCCAAACAUGGAUUAUGCCUUCAUUGUCUCACUGUUUUGCAUACUUCAUCUGAAGCAACUAAAACAAGAUACACGCCAGAGACAUGUAAAUGAAUUUGCAGAAAUAGCUGCAGAUUUAGCAACGACCCUAAUAUCAGUUGCAGUCAAAGUGGCAGGGUUGCCAGCGUCAUAAUACAGGAAGAACCAAGAACAAGAGCAAGAUGAAGAAGAAGCAGAUCAAGAGCAAGAGAAUGAAACAGAUAAGAUCUUGUAUGUACAUAUAUAAUGGGUGCUUUUAGUACU
This is a messenger RNA of Dioscorea cayenensis subsp. rotundata (Guinea yam), 839 nucleotides long. RefSeq names its product protein LURP-one-related 8-like. The transcript has 5 exons. The record is from RefSeq and is a predicted model, not a curated record. Bases 1 to 729 code for a protein of 242 amino acids. Lineage: Eukaryota; Viridiplantae; Streptophyta; Magnoliopsida; Dioscoreales; Dioscoreaceae.